Rhineura floridana is the source of this 5443-nucleotide messenger RNA. It is a transcript of the gene POLR1A, whose product is annotated as RNA polymerase I subunit A. Gene Ontology annotation, biological process: DNA-templated transcription. The transcript has 34 exons. Gene Ontology annotation, cellular component: RNA polymerase I complex. Gene Ontology annotation, molecular function: DNA binding; DNA-directed RNA polymerase activity. Lineage: Eukaryota; Metazoa; Chordata; Lepidosauria; Squamata; Rhineuridae. The record is from RefSeq and is a predicted model, not a curated record. Bases 153 to 5276 code for a protein of 1707 amino acids.
CGGAUCGUGCCGGAAGAGGAAGAGGCAGGAACCGGAACUCGUUGUUUGGGCUUGCCUCUGCCUUUUCCUCGGCACGUGUGAUCCGCGGCCCGUCUCCAGUCUGUUCUGCUCGUUCGCGUGCCCGCCUCGCAAGGGGCCCGAGUUCCCGGACAAUGGCGGUGAAGGAGGCGCCGUGGCGGCGGCUGACGGGCUUAUCCUUUGGAAUGUACACUGCCGCGGAGAUACGGAAGCUGAGUGUAAAAUCGAUAACCAAUCCACUUUUUCUGGAUAAUGCAAGAACUCCAUCACCAAAUGGACUAUAUGAUUUGUCUUUGGGACCUCUUCACAACAAAGAAGUGUGCGCUACCUGCAUGCAGGACUUCAAUAACUGCCCAGGUCAUUUGGGUCACAUAGAACUGCCUCUCACUGUCUAUAAUCCUCUCUUUUUUGAUAAAUUAUUCCUUCUGAUACGAGGUUCAUGUUUGAGCUGUUGCCAUCUGACAUGCACGCGGGUUGUGAUUCAUUUACUGCUUAACCAGCUGAAGCUUCUUGAAGUCGGGUUGCUUCAAGCAGUCCAUGAUCUUGAGGCCAUCCUAAAUAGGUUUUUAGAAGAAAAUCCAGGCACGCCUGGUGCAGACGUCGAAGAAGUGCUGGCUCUGCACACAGUGGAAAUGCUCCAAAAUAACCAAUUAAGAGAACAAGGUGCACAUGUAAAAAACGUAUGUGAGUGUAGGUGUAAGCUUAUCUCCCAAUUUUGGAAAUCACACAUGGGUUCAAAGAGAUGUCCAAACUGCAAAGCGGGAAGAUCACUUGUCCGAAAAGAGCAUAAUAGCAAACUCACAGUGACUUAUCCCACUGUGGUGAUACAGAAGUCAGGCAAACAGAUGAUAGUGGAGGAAGCAGCAACCAUAGAUGAAACUCAGCUGGGAAAACGAGGCUAUAUGACACCUGCUAUUGCCAAAAAACACUUUGAAGCUUUGUGGAAGAAUGAAGGUUUUUUCCUUUGCAAACUUUUCUCUGGCAUGGCAGUUGCUGGUGAUUCAAGUUUCAAUCCUGAUAUGUUCUUCCUAGAUAAGCUUGUUGUCCCACCUUCUAGGUAUCGUCCUGUGAGUUGUAUUGGAGACCAGAUGUUUGCAAAUGGUCAGACUGUAAACUUGCAAGCUGUGAUGAAGGAUGCUCACCUGACUCGGAAGCUUCUGGCUUUCAUGGCUCAGGAACAGUGUCAGUCAAUGCAAACUGAAGGAGGAGACAUCCAGAUGAUAGCAGAACAUCCCAUAGAGCCCUUGGACCGUUCUGUCCUGGUGACAAUCCCAGGGCAAACUUCUACAGAUAAGCUUUACAACAUCUGGAUUCGUCUUCAGAGCCAUGUAAAUAUUGUGUUUGACAGUGACAUGGAUAAAUUAAUAUCUGAUAAAUUUCCUGGUGUACGACAGAUUCUGGAGAAAAAGGAUGGCCUGUUCCGUAAGCACAUGAUGGGAAAGCGAGUGGAUUAUGCUGCUCGGUCAGUCAUUUGCCCUGACAUGUACAUUCAGACUAAUGAAAUCGGCAUUCCUAUGGUGUUUGCUACCAGACUGACCUAUCCUCAACCUGUAACUCCCUGGAAUGUCCAAGAAUUGAGGCAAGCUGUCAUAAAUGGUCCCAACGAGCACCCAGGUGCUUCCAUGGUCAUCAGUGAAGAUGGGUCUCGUACAAUGUUGAGUACAGCCAGCCAGACCCAGAGAGAAGCCAUAGCCAAGCAACUCCUAACUCCUUCCACAGGGGCACCAAAACCAGGGAUAAAAAUUGUGUGCCGCCAUAUAAAAAAUGGAGAUGUCCUUCUGCUGAAUCGGCAGCCAAGCCUUCAUAAACCCUCCAUCCAAGCUCAUCGGGCAAGGAUUCUGCCUGAAGAGAAGGUUCUGAGGCUUCACUACGCCAAUUGCAAGGCCUACAACGCGGAUUUUGAUGGCGAUGAAAUGAAUGCCCACUUCCCUCAAAAUGAGCUUGGCAGAGCUGAAGCCUAUGUAUUGGCAUGUACAGACGAGCAGUAUCUUGUGCCCAAGGAUGGGCAACCGCUGGCAGGUUUGAUCCAGGAUCACAUGGUCUCAGGUACCAGCAUGACCACACGGGGCUGCUUCUUCACCCGAGAACAGUAUGUGGAACUUGUGUAUCAAGGGCUGGUAGAUAAAAAGGGGAAAGUGAAGCUUCUCCCCCCAGCCAUUAUGAAACCACAGCGCUUAUGGACAGGGAAGCAGGUCUUUUCUACAUUGCUAAUGAAUGUAAUUCCAGAGGAUCACAUUCCACUGAAUUUGUUUGGGAAAGCUAAGAUUGGCGGGAAAGCCUGGAUGACAGGCUCUCCUUGUAGAAUGUAUGGAUCAGAUCUUGAUUUUAUGUGUGAAUCUCAGGUCAUCAUUAGAAGUGGGGAGUUACUCUGUGGAGUCUUGGAUAAAGCUCACUAUGGUAGCUCUGCCUAUGGUUUGGUCCACAGCUGCUAUGAGGUCUACGGUGGGGAGACCAGUGGAAAGGUGCUAACAGCUCUGGCUCGGCUCUUCACUGCCUACCUACAGUUCUACAGAGGUUUUACAUUGGGAGUUGAAGAUAUUUUGGUAAAACACCGGGCAGACCGCAAGAGGCGCAAGAUCAUUAAAGAAAGUACCCGGUGUGGUACAAAGGCCGUUCAAGCUGCAUUUAACUUGCCUGGAACUUCAUCAGGUGAGGAGGUCCGAGGGAAAUGGCAAGAUGCCCACCUUCAUAAAGACCAGAGGGAUUUUAACAUGGUUGACUUGAAAUUCAAAGAGGAAGUCAACCACUACAGCAAUGAGAUUAACAAGGUGUGCAUGCCUCUUGGUCUUCACCGGAAUUUCCCAGAGAAUAACUUGCAGUUGAUGGUACAGUCAGGAGCCAAGGGUUCCACUGUGAAUACUAUGCAGAUUUCUUGCUUGCUGGGCCAGAUUGAGUUGGAAGGUCGAAGGCCUCCAUUGAUGCCAUCUGGUAAAUCGCUGCCGUGUUUCCAACCUUACGACUUUUCCCCCAGAUCAGGGGGAUUUGUGGCAGGUAGAUUUCUCACCGGCAUCAAACCUCCAGAGUUCUUCUUCCAUUGUAUGGCUGGUAGGGAGGGUCUAGUGGAUACAGCUGUCAAAACCAGUCGGUCUGGAUACCUUCAAAGGUGUAUCAUAAAACAUUUGGAGGGGCUGAUAGUUCACUAUGACCUGACUGUGCGAGACAGCGAUGGCAGUGUGGUUCAGUUUCUCUAUGGAGAAGAUGGGCUAGAUAUCCCCAAGACACAGUUCUUGAAAUCCAAGCAGUUUCCUUUCAUCGCGGAUAAUCACAAGGUGAUAGAGAAAUCUAAGCAUUUAGAUGAAAUUCUGCCAAAAAUGGACCCUCAGCAGGCAAACAGGCAGUUCAGAUCUAUCAAGAGAUGGCAAAUCAAGCAUCAGGAACCUUUGAGAAGGAAAGGAGGCUUUUUGCUAUUUUCUCAGAAAAUGUUGGAAGGUGUAAGAGCACAAAUCCCUACAAGAGAACUUGUGAACGGUCGAGAUCCUGCAGCUCUGCAGUUGUUAAAGAUGUGGUAUGAACUAAAUGAGAAGAGUCGGAGAAAGUAUCAAAAGAAGGCAAAGAAAUGUCCUGAUCCUAGUCUUGCCAUCUGGCGUCCAGACAUUCAUUUUUCAUCAGUAUCAGAAACAUUUGAAAAUGAAGUAGAGAAUUUCCUCAGAGAGUGGGACGCUCAGAAUAACAUCAGCUACAGAAAAUCUGAACUGUCUUCUCAGAGAUUGAAGGAUUUGUUGCAUUUAAAGUGGCAGCAAUCGCUCUGUGACCCAGGAGAAGCUGUUGGUCUCCUUGCUGCUCAAAGUAUUGGGGAGCCUUCCACACAGAUGACUCUGAACACCUUUCACUUUGCUGGAAGAGGUGAAAUGAAUGUUACACUCGGCAUCCCAAGGUUGCGGGAGAUCCUGAUGGUAGCCACUGCUAAUAUUAAAACCCCAAUGAUGAGUGUUCCUGUACUUAACACCAAGAAAGCUCACAGGAGAGUGAAGGGGCUGAAGAAGAAGCUUACCAGAGUAUGCUUAGGCGAGGUUUUGCAAAAAGUUGACAUUGGAGAGGCUUUGUGUUUGGAGGGGAAGCUAUGCAAGCACCGUAUCUACACCAUCAAAUUUAGUUUUUUGCCAUAUGAAUGCUACCAGGAAGAGAAAUGUGUGAACCCAAGGGACAUAUUACAUUUUAUGGAGUCAAGAUUCUUUAAAAUCUUGCUUGAAACAAUAAAGAGGAAGAGUUCAAAGCUGGCAUCUUACAACACUGUCAGCACUCGAAAAGCAGUUCACAGGGACUUAGAAGGUGAUGGGGAAGGUGGCGCAUCCCAAGAAAACCAGGAUGACUAUGAAGCUGUAACUGAGGAAGAAGGGAAAAUUCCUGAUGGUGAAAUGGGUGAAGGGGAUGCUGAUGCUACAGAUGCAAAAAGAAAAGAGAAGCAGGAAGAGGAGGUUGAUUAUGAGAGCGAUGAGGAUAGUGAGGUAGAUGAUGAUGACGUUCCAGAUGAGGAAGAGACUGGAUUGCAUGAGAGGAAUCCAGAAGCAGUUGAAACUCGGGAUGAGGCUUAUGCUCCUUCCUCUAGUCAACUAACUCAAAACAAGAGAAAGAACUCAAAUGAAUUGGCGCAGCACAGAGUUACUGCUGUACAGGGGAGCCAUGAUGCUAUAGACAGCUAUGCAUAUGACAUUGAAAAUGAAUUGUGGUGUGAGGUCUCAUUGAAGCUUCCUUUAACAAAGGACUACUUUGACCUUGCUUCCCUUGUGACAACUCUAGCGAGCAACACUGUUAUCCAGGAGACAGAGGGGAUCACACGGUGCCUCUUAAAUGAAACCAACAAUAAGAAAGGAGAGAUGGUGCUCACUUUGCAGACUGAGGGGAUAAACCUCCUUGAGCUUUUCCGAUAUGCUGAUAUUUUUGAUGUGAACCGGCUUUAUUGCAAUGACGUUCAUGCGAUGGCCAAUACCUAUGGCAUUGAGGCUGCCUUGAAAGUCCUUGAGAAAGAGAUUAAAGAUGUGUUUGCUGCAUAUGGGAUUGUGGUUGAUCCUCGACAUCUCUCUCUGGUAUCAGACUACAUGUGCUUUGAAGGUGUUUACAAGCCACUCAGUCGGUUUGGGAUGCAGUCCAAUUCAUCCCCCUUGCAGCAAAUGACAUUUGAGACAAGCUACAAGUUUCUGAAGGAAGCAACCAUGCUGGGCUCCCAUGAUGAAUUGCAGUCUCCUUCUGCUUGCCUGGUGGUGGGAAAAGUUGUCAAAGGAGGAACCGGCUUGUUUGAUUUAAAACAGCCUCUUAAAUAGUGUGUAUGCUUCUGCUUAAGACUUUUAAAGUUGAUUUUUUUUCAAGGAAGGAACAUGCUAUUUUUUUUUUACUGUCUUCAUUGAAUGUAAAUACUAUAAUUGACUUUUUUGAGUUGAUAAUUACUUGUGCCUUUGGAUAUUCAGGAAUUCUAUUUAAUAAUAAAUAU